AUGGCACCUGAUCUCUCCGGAGUCCACAGUUCCUCCCAGACGCCAACAGAACCCUGGUCCGAGGAAAAGGUGCCUACGCCAUGCAAAAAAAAAGCCAAGACGAUCGCUGCCUCUGCCAACAAAAACACAUCCAAGAGCACGGUGCGUCUUCUGUGCGUAACGAAUAAAAAAGGUGUCUCCACGGCGUGUUUGGCGUCGGCUUCCCCCGGGGUUGAAGAGCGAGUGUGGAGGGGGCGCGGAGGUGAGAGAAAUCCGGUGAGGUGUCCCGGAGCUCUGGAGGAAGGCAGGAGUUCGGGGGAAAUGUGUUUAAAGCUGCUGCGCCUUCACGACCCUCUCUCUGCUCAGCUGUCAUCCACCUCCUCCUCCUCUGUGCGUAAAGACAGUGUGGAAGGAGCAGAGCGCAUCCGGUUGGAGCUGAGAGAAUAA
Knipowitschia caucasica is the source of this 426-nucleotide messenger RNA. Lineage: Eukaryota; Metazoa; Chordata; Actinopteri; Gobiiformes; Gobiidae. The record is from the annotation of a GenBank genome assembly.